Molecule: messenger RNA, 1747 nt
Organism: Manihot esculenta (cassava)
Lineage: Eukaryota; Viridiplantae; Streptophyta; Magnoliopsida; Malpighiales; Euphorbiaceae
Product: anthocyanidin 3-O-glucosyltransferase 7-like
Exons: 2
Coding region: 159-1544 (461 amino acids)
Molecular function (GO): UDP-glycosyltransferase activity
Source: RefSeq, a predicted model, not a curated record
UUUUCCGCUGGCAAGUAGUAGGUACUAGGUACGUGGACACUGAACCACCAUUCUCAUCUUCCUGUCGCCAUUUUUAGACUUCUGCUCCACUAUAUCAAACAAUUUCUACAGCUUAUGCAGUGCAUCUUUCAACCCCAACCUACUUCCUCAACCCAGCCAUGCCACCAACCACCACCAGCGCCACCGCCGAACCCCAUGUUGCGGUCUGCGCCUUCCCCUUUGGCACCCACGCAGCCCCACUCUUCUCCAUCAUCCACCGGCUUGCCGCUUCUUCUCCAGACACCCACUUCUCCUUCUUCAACACCGCAAAAUCCAACGCCUCCAUCCUCUCCGCUUCUAAACACAACACGCUACCAAAUCUUAAAGUCAAUGAGGUGUGGGACGGUGUCCCUGAGGAUUAUACGUUCUUGGGUAAGCCUCAGGAGGAAAUUGAGCUGUUCUUAAAAGCAGCUCCUGAGUGUUUCAGGAAGAGCAUCAAGGCGGCGGUUGCAGAGACGGAAAAGGAAGUCACCUGUUUAGUUACAGACGCAUUUUUUUGGUUUGCGGCGGAGAUCGCGGAGGCAAUAAGAGUGGAUUGGAUGGCUUUUUGGGCUGGUUCGCCUGCAUCAAUUUCUUCUCAUUUUUACACUGAUCUCAUCAGGGAAAAUUUUGGAGCUGGAGGAAAACUGGAGGAAGAUCAAACCCUCAAUUUGAUUCCAGGAAUGUCCAAAAUUCAAAUUCGUGAUUUACCAGAAGGAGUGCUGUUUGGGAACUUAGAAUCACUCUUCUCCCAAAUGCUUCACAAUAUGGGACGAAUGUUACCCAGAGCAGCUGCAGUCUUAAUGAACUCAUUUGAAGAACUGGAUCCCACCAUAGUAAGUGACUUGAACUCCAAAUUCAACAAUAUCCUCUGCAUUGGCCCAUUCAACUUGGUUUCACCACCACCACCGGUGCCAGACACAUACGGCUGCAUGGCGUGGCUUGACAAGCAAAAACCUGCAUCAGUGGCAUAUAUUAGCUUUGGCUCGGUGGCAACCCCACCACCACAUGAACUUGUGGCACUAGCUGAAGCACUGGAAGCUAGCAAGGUACCUUUCUUAUGGUCACUCAAAGAUCAUUCCAAAGUACACCUGCCAAAUGGGUUCUUAGAUAGGACGAAGUCGCAUGGAAUUGUGCUAUCGUGGGCUCCUCAAGUUGAAAUCUUAGAACAUGCUGCUCUCGGGGUUUUUGUAACGCACUGUGGUUGGAACUCGAUACUAGAAAGUAUUGUAGGAGGGGUGCCUAUGAUUUGCAGGCCUUUCUUUGGCGAUCAAAGGCUGAACGGAAGGAUGGUUGAGGAUGUCUGGGAAAUUGGCCUCUUAAUGGAUGGUGGAGUGCUCACGAAAAAUGGAGCAAUUGAUGGUCUGAACCAAAUUUUAUUGCAAGGAAAAGGGAAGAAAAUGAGGGAGAAUAUUAAAAGGCUAAAAGAACUAGCAAAAGGGGCAACAGAACCAAAGGGGAGCUCUUCCAAGAGCUUCACUGAGUUAGCAAAUUUAGUGAGAAGUAGAGGAAGCUAUGAGAAUUAGUUGUUAGAAUCGGGUUCGUGUUUCUUGUGUAUUUGCUAUUUUCAACCUCGGGGUUAAUAAAUUUUCAUUUGCGUGUUGAAAAUAAAAAGAGACACAUUCCACCAUUGAUGAAUGGUGAAGAGUCUGGGUCUUGUUUCUUGUAUUGCUGAAUUGCAAGUAGGGUUUUCUAAUUAUAAUGAUCAUUGAAUCACAUAUCGAUGUUA